GUGUCAAAGUUUUGAUAAAUUAUAUUAAAGUCAUUCAUUUGGAGCAAACAGCAGAAUGAAAUGUAAGAAAGGAACAGAAAAUACUGCAACGUUUCUUGGGACUGAGAAAAAUAUAUUGCUUAAUCCAGUAGAAUUGCAUAAAAAACUAAACUAACAUUUGCUAUAAAAAAACAAAACAGAGUCAACUGAAGGAAUGGAAAGUAAAAGAAAGCCAGGGCGACCACCUAAAAGGAAAUUGAUUUCUGAUAUUAACAAGACAACAGCCUCUGAGAUAUGUGAGAAUCCUGUCAAAUUCAGAUCUGACUUUAAUGCCAGAGACAGACUUAGUAAUCAUGAUGUGAGUCCAUCAAUACCCAUAGGUGACAAAACAGAUAACAAAUUUCCAAAAUAUCCAUCAGCUCUAAAGAGACCUCAUAUAAAGAAGGCCAGUAUGUCACAGUUUGAAGAGACGGAACAAAUAUUGGGAAAAGGUAAAUUAACUGAACAAUCAAUACAAAACAGACAAGAAAGCUUUGCAACUCUUGAAGAAUUGACUUGGGAGGAAUACCAACAAUCAUUUGAGAUAGAAUCCAAAAAGUACACUAAAAAACCAAAAGUGACACGAAAGUUCUUGCCAUUUGAAGAUAAUGAAAACUCACUUGUAGAGUUCCUUUCAGUACAGAAUGGUAUCAACAACAAGGAACCAGAGGAAAUCACAGCAGAGAUGAUUCUAAAUAAAUGUGAGUUCAUCUAUGUCUUCUUUUGAAUUUUGUUCAAAAUAUAAAUUGCUUUAAAAAUUAUUUUGUAUCUCUAUGAAAUAAAUAAUUGAUGAUACUAUGAUAAUUUAAAAAAUGUUAAGAAAUCUCAAACACAUUUAAUUAAUAUUGUUUUCACUUCAUCUUAAUGUUUUUAUCAUUGAGGUCUAAAUUAUUUUAUUUCAGCUUUUCAUUAAAAUAAUUCUUUUACUUGUUCUGGUGACCAGCAAUCUUUACAAUGAACAAAUGUCCUAUGAAACCUGGAAACCUCCCCAGGCCAACAUCAAGUGGUGAUGACAAGUGGAUCCCACCACGAUCACCAUACUUUCUCAUUCAAGAACAACUUUUUCAUGACCCAUGGAAGAUGCUGGUUGCUACAAUAUUACUUGAGCAGAAUAAAGGUAAUUUCAUACAAUAUGAUCCAGUGUUUCAAAUAUAUAUAUUUUUUUUCAACAAAUUAAAAAUUAACAGAUUGCAUUCUACAUAGUAAAGAAACAUACAUUUAUUUCAAAUAUUGCUUAAAUAAUUAGAGUGUCAAAUAUGUGUCACUAUAAAUGAACAUUUUAAAUAAUGACAAAGACUGUAAAAAGUAUAUUUUCCCAAUUAAUUUAACUUAGCAAGUAAAAUUUAUUAAUAUAUUAAUUUAUAAAGGUCAAAAGAUCAUUCCAACAGUCUGGAAGCUUUUGAAUCACUGGCCUACAGCUGAGAGAUUACAAUAUGCAAAAGUGGAUGAUGUGGCUAAAUGUUUACUACUGGGUGGAUUGAAUCAUACGAUUGCACAGACAAUUAUCAGAUUCUCAAGUCAGUUUACAAAACAGUUUUUGUUUUUCUGAAAAAUUAUACUACUACUCAUCAACAAAUAUUUUAUAUAGAUUAAUGUGAACGGUCUUGGAAAUUUUACUUGUUUCUUACACCCAUAGCUAAUACUCAUUAUUUAUGACAUUAGCUAAUGUUUAGCCAAACAGGUCACAAACGCAAAAUCAUUUUUGAAAAUCUAAGCCAUGGGUGGUUUUUUUUUAAAUAAUGAAUGAUCUAUUUUGAUUGAAGUAAAAUCUUUCAGUGGUAUAUUCUUGUGCACGCUAAACAAAAAACUGAGCUGUGAAAACUGUGGUGUCACCCAACAUCACCAAUUCAAUCCAUGGGCUCUAAGAUUAUAUAAAUGUAUUAAAUACCAACAUUUGAUAUUAUGGUGUGUGUGAUAUGUUGGAGAUUAAACCCUUUAUUAUUGCAGGCUUCUCUAUAGAGAGGAUGCAAUUACUCUGAAAUUAUGGUCAAGCGGUAUAUGAAUCAAAAUGAAGGGAAAUAAAAAAUUUGAUGUCAUGUUUUCAGACUGCCUAUAAUAAUUUUUUUGGUAAGAUAAUCAAGUGAAAGCUAAUCAAGGUCAAUGUCACAAGAUUACUUUAUGAACAAAAAAUUCAAAAAUUGUUUGUAAGAACUGCUUACAUUGUGUGAAAUUAAUUGAAUUUUGAAUAACAUACAUAUACACAGUUCUGGCACUUGUUUUCCCAAUGCACCAUAAAAUAAAUGCAAUUAAAAUUCAGCAUUAUAAUUAUAUUUUAACGAUUUUUUCAUUAUGGGUGCCUGAAGCAAAAACAAACUUAGUUUGUCACAUAAUUUGAAUCAAAAGCAUUUUCAGGUUCAUCUAAGUUCAUAAGAAUAAUGCCUGACAAAGUUUUUGAGCAUAGAUUCGUCCUCCAGCCUCCAUGCUUAUAAACAAAUACUAUUUGGUCAUCAAAUAGCUGUAUCACCAAUUUUUUAACUGUAAUAAAACCCAUGAGUGCCAAUAAUUUUCUGCUUCCAAUCAAUUUCCCUAAUAAUGUAAAUGGGGGUUUAAAAUUUUGGGUACAUGGGCAUCAACAUUUCUGUCAUGAAGAUCAAGUCCCAAAACAAGCUUUGACACUUUGGGCACAGUGCACCUUUUGGCCUCAAGGUAUCCAAGGGUUAAGAAAUAGUUAAACGAAUUAUGAAGGAAAUCCACAUUGAAUUGUUGUUUUUAUUCCUGACAUUCGCUAUCAAACAUAAAGCUUUUUCAGUUUAGUUAUUUUUAACUACCCACUUUGAUCACUGACUCACAAACUAAAAACAGUAAUAAAUCUGUUUCAAUUGUUUCUUAAAAAAUAAUGAUGUAACUAGUAGUUUUAUUAAAAUUUUAUAUAAAAUUAAGUUUAAUUUUAAGUGAAACUUUAAGUGAAUAUGAAUAACAUUGUCAUGAUCAUUUAAUGAAAUAUUCAAUUUUUAGAUGAAUUUCUAAUGAAGACUUGGACUUACCCUAUUGAACUACAUGGCAUAGGAAAUUAUGGUAAUGAUUCUUACAGAAUAUUCUGUAUAAAUGAAUGGAAACAGGU
Molecule: messenger RNA, 3079 nt
Organism: Lymnaea stagnalis (great pond snail)
Lineage: Eukaryota; Metazoa; Mollusca; Gastropoda; Lymnaeidae
Source: the annotation of a GenBank genome assembly